This is a messenger RNA of Cercocebus atys (sooty mangabey), 840 nucleotides long. RefSeq lists its product as uncharacterized. The transcript has a single exon. The coding region runs from base 60 to 638 and encodes 192 amino acids. NCBI's taxonomy places the organism in Eukaryota, Metazoa, Chordata, Mammalia, Primates, Cercopithecidae. The record is from RefSeq and is a predicted model, not a curated record.
GGGGCUGGGGCGGCUGUGGCGGCGCCUGGCAGGCUCCGCCAGCCCCCUGGGAGCGGGGGAUGGGCUCCGGGCGCGGAGAAACUCCCUCAACAUCCAUCUCCAUCUUCCCAUUCACUGGAGGGCAAGACAAAAGCGGAGUGGAGACUUGGCAGCGGCGACCGGCAGCUCCUCAGCUGCCCGUGGCACGCAUGGCUCGCCGAGGAGGGGCCGCCUCCCGCGCGCCCUCCCUCCUGCCACCCUUCACCCGCGCUCCCCGCAGCUCAGCUCGCCUGCUCGGCUCCGGCCCUGGCGGCGUCUGGGCCGGGGAGCGCGAGGAGCGGGUGGCCGCGUGUCCUUGGAGCGCUGGCCUUCAGGCGCCCCCGGCAGUCCCGCUAAGCAGAGCGCAUCCCGGCGGCGGCGGCGGCGCCUCCCGGCCGCGCUCCCAGCCUCAGGGCCGCUUGGGGACUUGCUCUCCAGCCCGGCCCACGCUCCGAGCCGCUUUCCGGCGUCUCUUGGGGCCCCUCGGCGUUUCCCCUCCCUACCAACCUUCUGAACAAAGUUGCUGGAAGAACAAACCUGGUCGCCAGGAUUUGCCCGGCGAAACUGGCAAGAAUAGGGACUGUCAGGUGCAAGUGAAAUCUACCGUCCCCGCCCGCUGACCAAGCGCCGACCCCUCAGCCUUAUCCCCUCCCCAACGCAAAGGAGCCAAGGAAAGGAGGGAUCUCCGACCUGUGCGAGGUGGUGGCGGCGAGGACUAGAAAGAGAGGAGCGUGCGGAGAGCUGGUGCGCCCACCCCCAACCCCAGGUGACCCUCGCCUCCGCUCUGGCCCUGGUCCCCUCCCUCCCCCGGCCGAGCGCGCC